Molecule: messenger RNA, 3652 nt
Organism: Microplitis demolitor
Lineage: Eukaryota; Metazoa; Arthropoda; Insecta; Hymenoptera; Braconidae
Product: zinc finger MYND domain-containing protein 11
Exons: 7
Coding region: 493-2430 (645 amino acids)
Biological process (GO): regulation of transcription elongation by RNA polymerase II
Molecular function (GO): transcription corepressor activity; protein binding
Source: RefSeq, a predicted model, not a curated record
GCACGUCGGUAACGGUGGCGAAAAAAAAAUAUAAGCUAUAUACCAUCUCGUCAUAUCAUAUAUAAUAUUGUUCCAAAAAAAAAAAAGCUCUCAACGUACGGCUCUGUGACUGUGAAUAAAAUAACUCAAAAUAAUUUAAACUAAUAACAAAUUAUCUGAUAAUUCAUAGUCAUAAUUAAACCUCCGCUGAAAAUAAUUAAAAAUAAAAAAAUGGACUGAUAGUUUUUUUUCCAAUAUCUUAUACUUAUCAAGUACGAUCGGAACAAUAACUCGGGCGGCUAUCAAUUUAUUUUGGUAUUCAAAGUAAAAUAUUUAUUUUAUUAAAGAUAAGAAAACGAACAUACUUUAAGUCUACAUACGGCCUUGCAACUUAAUAGGUAUUGGCUUUUGAACCUCAUCGAUGGCCAUGUUUAAAAUUUUAAUAUAUACUCAAUAUUUUCUUUUAAAUAUUCGUAAUAUCAAGUUAUAGUUGUUUAGUAGAUAAAUAUCACUAUGUCUGUCAGACGACGAACGGAUCCUGGACCAACCCAGAGAAUAUGGGACGCAAUAAAAAUCACUGUUCACCAAAGAAGUUUACCGAGCAACGAUCGAAUAGUUCGGCACUUUGCUCGUGUUUAUAACAUGACUGAGCUAUCAGCCCAAGAGGAAUUGAAUAAAGCCGUCGAAGAUGGCUUAGUCUUUCUCAAAAAAACCCAGUCCAAGGGUGGACUUGACCAGGAAAGCUACCGAUUGCCACUGGACCCAAUGGAGACCGAUGGCCAUGACUGGUACUGCUUCAAAUGUCAAAGAGCUGGGCUCGUAGAGACCUGUCAGUCGUGCUUCCGUGUUUAUCACCCAAGAUGUCACACUCCGAGUAAUUCUGACCAAAAAGUUUGCCAGUUUUGUGAGCAAAUAAAUAUCGAUACUUAUCAUGACAUAAAGGCACUUAAUCAUAUACUGGGAUUUACGUGCGGUCAUCUUAAAGCCAAAUUACCUCCGGAGAUAACAAAUAGGACCAUCGUGCCAGACAGUUCGGUUAUUGAAAAGCCAACUGGUGGUUUGUCCGGACCAACGUGGAUCAGCGAAGGCGAAGACUCGUGGCGCCCGGGGAUUUUAAUUAAGAAUCACAUGGAUCUCGCUAUUAUGGAAGCGAAGACCAAGAGAAACGAGUACAAAAAUCUUGCUGAGUUUCAGGCAGAUGCACAUAAUAUAUUACAUAAUAUUAUUGUUUAUCAUGGAGAGACUUCUGUGGUAGGGGAAAUGGGUAGAAUAAUGUACCAAGAUUGUUGCUACGACUUGAAAGAAAUUCGUCGUUGUGCAGACUGCUACAGAAUAUCAAAUGAAAAAUCUGAAAAAAUGUGGUUCUGUAUACCGUGCAAUCCACCUCAUCAGCUGGUUUAUGCAAAACAAAAAGGCUACCCGUACUGGCCGGCAAAAGUAAUGGAGAUUAAAGACAAUAUUUAUGACGUGAGAUUUUUCGGUGGACAUCACAUGAGAGCUAAUAUUGAAAAAGUUUUUAUACGCUCUAUUACUUCUAGUUUACAAAGUUUACAGAUAAAAAGAUCAACUGCGUGGAACCGGGCGUUCGAGGAGUUGAAGCACCACCAGAAUUUACUUGGAAAGCUUGGCAAAAGUCAAUCGGUAACUCACAAUAACAACACCAGCAACAAUGCGGUAGCUGACGACAUCGAGGGUCCAAAGCCAUCGAAGAUGCGACGCAAUCAGGAGUCAUCGGAAUCAUCACAAGGAUCACAGGUAGCACCGCCGAACGGCGCGUCUCCCGUCAAACUUAUAAAAGACUUGAGAGUGAGAGUAGAGAGGUUGAUGUCGGAUGGAAAUUCCGAGAUACAGCUUAAUCAGGAAAAGUCGGAGAGUGCCAAUGGGGAAGGCGACGGAGGACCCGAGGAGAAGCCAGACGUCAAUGACGGCAGCAGAAGCAUCAGCGAGGAACGACAAGUCCCAUUUCUUCCGGUCGCUACUGAUGACGAGCCGCCGCUGAGGAUCACCAGCAGCACGUGUCCACAGGGGUUAAAAAAAGAGGGCUCCCAGGAGGACAUGGUCACGUCGAGUUCACAAGAGCCCAGGUCCAAGUGUGUACUUGUUCAAACAGAGGAAGUACAGCCUGAAACAGCCCCAGCAAAGAUGAAAAGAGAGCGCAGGACAUCAGAACAGCCUACGACAGCUCCAGCUCUAGAAAAAUUGCGCCGGGAAUUCGAGCUGGAUAAGUGUCGGGAGUUAGAACGACUCCAGGCGGAGCAUGCCAAAGAAUUACGACAGCUAACGGAGAAACAUCAACAGGUCAUCUCUGAAAUAAAGAAAAAACAAUGGUGUUACAAUUGCGAAGCUGAAGCAAUAUACCAUUGCUGUUGGAACACAGCUUAUUGCAGUACUGAUUGCCAGCAAGUUCAUUGGCAACGAGAGCACAAACGUGUCUGUCGACGUAAACGUUAGCUUUACAAUUGUCAAACAAAUACUAUUAUCACAAAAAAACUGGGCCGUCAGUUUUUUUAGUCAUAAUCUACCCAAUAAUUUAGAUAAAUUAUUAUUUUAAAAAAAAGUUAAAACAAAAAUCAAUUGAUCCUAGACAACUCAGCUAGUCUGACAGCGUCAAAGACGCAAUUGUUUAAUUUCAAAUAAUAUUUCAUUUCUUUUUCUUUUUUUCAUAGAAUUUUCAUUAAUAAUACUACAUAUUAUAUAAAAUUGCUUAAUAGACUAAAAAAAUGAUUAAUUAUUAUUAUUAUUAUUAUUAUAAAUUACAAGUAUAUUUAAUGUUAAUCUAGUUUUAACAUUUUUAAAAAUUACUAGUUAAAUAUUUAAAUCUAUGAAAAAAAUUUUCCACUAAAAAUAUUUUUUUCUUUAUUUAAAUUAUCAAAAUAUUUAAAUAAAUACAUUUAUAUAUCACUAUAUAUAUAUAUAUAUAUAAAACAAAGAAGAAAAUUUUUAAUUAUUUAAUUUUUUGUUGAUAGCAACAACUAAUAUUUAUGUUGGCUUAAAUUAACUAAAGUAAUUACUGUAGAUAACGUAGCGUUUUUUUGUGCUACAGAUAAUAGAAGCAUUUGCUUGAAUCAAAAGUUAGCAAAAAAAAAAAAAAAUAUUUAUCAUUAACGCAUUAGCAAUAUAUUUAUUAUAUAAAAAUAAAAAUAAUGAAUUAUUAUCUCUUAUUAUAUAUCGUUAUUGAAAACAAAAAGGUGUUGAUUGAUUAUCCAAAAAUAGAAAAGCUGUUAAGAACUAAGAGAAAUAUAUAUGAGGAAUUUAGUUCAGCCUUGUAGUUUAAAAAUUAUUAUUAUUAUUAUUAUUAUUAUUUUUAUAAUAUAUUACAUUUGCAAGUGCAAUUAUUCUUUUUGUUUCUAUUGUUGACAAUAUAAUUUUCGUUUUACUUUUUUAAUUGCAAUCGGUAUACAGGGUAGAAGUUCAAGUUGAUUUAAUAAUUAUGUUUCUUUUUAAUUUAUUUUUACUCAUAAUUAAAAAUCAACGUAAUGAAAAAUAACUAUAAUCAUGUGUUUACUUUACAAUUAUAUUAAUUGAGAAUAAUAGUGCAAUUAGAGUGCAAAAAUAUAUCACACAUUUAUUUUAUUACUUAUAAAUCAAUUGUUUGUAAUUUAUAAUUUAAAAAUAUCUAAUUAAAUUUCAUUAUUAUUUUUAGAUAUUUUAAAUUAAAUAUCUUUUAAUACAU